Amoebophrya sp. A25 is the source of this 296-nucleotide messenger RNA. NCBI's taxonomy places the organism in Eukaryota, Dinophyceae, Syndiniales, Amoebophryaceae. The record is from the annotation of a GenBank genome assembly.
CUCGAGUUUUUUUCUACCGUUUUAACAUCAAGAAGAGCAAGACCAUCUUUCCAAGUCCAAGGAAACGCUAAGCAGUUAUAUUUUUGUGAGCACCAAACCAACCACUAGAGCCAGCCAACUGUCGUAUCGAUUCACCAUCAAGAUGUCUUUGUCCUCUUUGUCUUUUUCCUCUAUGAUCUGCACCAUGAGCCUCAUCAAUAGCAUGGGAGCAGCUCAUGCUAUAGGUCCUUUAUUAAAUAACUUCUUACCUCCAGAUUUGCGUGUCGAGGUUCUUGCAGCUCCUCAUAAGGUCCAGG